AUGCCAGGGGAAACUAGACGAGGCUAUGCAGGGCGUGCUUCUCCAUCUUCUAAGGUCGACGGCAGUGUAAAUAUGAUCUCCAGUCAGAGUGUCGUCGAUCGUGAUGACCCCAGUGAUUCUCGUGAAUUUAUGAGUUCUUCUGCUUACAAUGACUUCGACAGCUCGGGUGUUUUUCCAAUUUUAAAGGACAUUGGCACCAUGAAAUCGGUGCCCCUGGACACCCAGGAUAAGACCUUCUCCUACUCCGGCGGCCUAAUACUUUCCUGCUUGGGCUGCGUUCUUGGCACAGGAAAUAUUUGGCGGUUUCCCCGGGUCUUGGCGGCGACAAGCUCCGAAGGAGGCAGCCUCACCUUCAUUCUCGCGUGGGCUCUUUUCCUAUUUACAUGGUCAAUUCCAUUGGUCAUUACGGAAUACACAAUGGGACGGUUUACGAGAGGAUCUCCCCUUACUUCUUUCUACAAGUUUCUUGGUAAAAAAUGCUUAUGGGUCGGAGCUUGGGUGACAGCUGUGGCGUUCUUCAUUAGCGCCUACUUUUCAGUUGUGGUUGGCUGGUGCUUCUAUUACUUCUAUCUGUCCUGUUCUUUAUCGGUGCUGCCAGAAGAUCCAAAAGAAAGUGCAGAAAUGUUCAAUUGGUUUACUACCACCUACUACCCCCUGGCGAUGCACACAAUUGGACUUGUCAUCUGUGGCAUCUGCGUUUUCUGGGGCGUCAAGGGAAUAGAAAUUGCCAACAGCUGUCUUGUACCUCUUCAGCUCUCCAUUGUCCUCUUCACUUUUGCUUGGUCUCUCACUCGGGAAUACGCUGACGUUGGCAUCCAGUUCAUGUUCACACCAGCCUGGCACACACUGAUGGAACCGAAAUUGUAUGUUGAAGCGGCGUGUCAGAACGCCUUUGACACUGCCGCAGGCAUGGGUCUUUUCUCGGCGUACGCAGCCUACUUUACCCGAAAAACUGGCGCUGUUCGUUUUGGGAUGUUUCUGCCAAUGAUCAACAAUCUAGUCAGGCAAGUGAAACUGCGCAACGCAACUGCAUCGUUGCGAUCAUGA
Dibothriocephalus latus is the source of this 1047-nucleotide messenger RNA. The record is from the annotation of a GenBank genome assembly. Lineage: Eukaryota; Metazoa; Platyhelminthes; Cestoda; Diphyllobothriidea; Diphyllobothriidae.